Messenger RNA from Neoarius graeffei (lesser salmon catfish), 5192 nucleotides. It is a transcript of the gene plekhg5b, whose product is annotated as pleckstrin homology domain containing, family G (with RhoGef domain) member 5b. NCBI's taxonomy places the organism in Eukaryota, Metazoa, Chordata, Actinopteri, Siluriformes, Ariidae. Gene Ontology annotation, biological process: endothelial cell migration; Rho protein signal transduction. Gene Ontology annotation, cellular component: plasma membrane; axon; endocytic vesicle. Gene Ontology annotation, molecular function: guanyl-nucleotide exchange factor activity. The transcript has 20 exons. The coding region runs from base 133 to 3393 and encodes 1086 amino acids. The record is from RefSeq and is a predicted model, not a curated record.
CCCAACACAAACUGCUGCCUGUGUGAAAUCUAGUCCUUCCUUUUAUCACUUAAUUUCACACUCGCUAUUUGUCACUUUUGCCUUCUUUUUACCGUACAUGAUGGCCCAUGACUUUUCAGGAUUGCGGGGAAAAUGCUUCUAGCCAUUUUCUUGGAAGUCAAGUGUAUCGCUUUGAAAAUCCCGAUCAGUUUCUCACCACAGGUGUGCCAUCAUCCCGACUGUCAGGAUCUGAACAAUAAGAGCCCUCUUCACCUGUGUGAGUCAUGCGACUCCCGCUGCCACUCUGACGAGACCGACAACAUGCACUUUGACCGUCACCCUCGCUUUGACCUGCAACCACAAAGUUCCAUCCUGGCUCGGAAUGUGUCUACUCGCUCCUGCCCCCCUCGCACCAGCCCUCCUUCUGACCCGGACGAGGAGGAGGAGGGCAGCCCAGAGAAAGGGGAGCGUAAGGUAGUACCGAUGAAGAUAAGGAAGAAGCCCCGGAGACGUUACACUGAUGACCCAACCAAAGAGUGCUUCACUCUCAAAUUUGACCUGAACGUCGACGUAGACACGGAGAUCGUUCCUGCCGUGAAAAAGAAGACACUGAGAGAGAUUCUCGGGCCUGUUUUUGAGCGCAAGGGAAUUGAGCUGUCUCGAGUUGACUUGUUCCUGGACCAGUCCAACACCCCCCUGUCGCUCAGCUUCGAGGCCUAUCCUUUUGGAGGACACUACAUUAAAGUUAAAGCUCGUCCUGGCGAUGAGCUGAAGGUGGAGAAGGAAGUGAAGGAGUCUCACACACUGCCCAAUAUGAAGAUUUCAGGUGGGGGUAGUCCCUACAUCCUCAACCCCUCCCAUGAUAAGGUUGAACAGGGCUCACUUACCCGCCAAGAGAAUGUGGACAUACUGGGUCAGAGUCAAGCACGCCGGCGGAAGAACAUGACCGAAUUCCUGGGAGAUGCCAACAUCCCGUCUCCAGACUCCCUGGCCCAGCUCGGUGGUUCUCUUCCAACCAUCGCCUCUUCUAGUUACGAUAAACAAAAGAACACAAGACCUACUAGCCGCUUUAGCGGUUUCUUCUUCACCUCUUACAAGGAGGUGGACCGUGUGGAGCAGCUCAACAAUAGACUCCAGAUGUACACGUACCAUGGCUUGCCUAAGAUGCAUCCACACCUCUUCUUCCACCAUGACUCCUGGGAGGAGGAGGAAGUGGAGCCUGACCUGACACUGGAGGACAGCUGGCAACAGCUGCUGGAGAACCCAGAGACUCUGAGCAGGCGGCAAUUCCACCAGCAAGAGGCGAUAUGGGAGCUGAUGCACACUGAGGCCACCUACAUCAAGAAGCUGAAGGUCAUCACUGACCUUUUCCUGUGCGGCCUGCUAAACCUGCAGGACUGCGGCCUCCUUAACGAAGUGGAGCCAGCCAAGCUGUUCAAUAACAUCCAGGACCUGGUGCGAGUACACACAGCACUGUGGAGUCAGGUCAUGGUACCGGCGCUGCAGAAAGCUCGCAAAGACCGGAGCCUGCUCGAUCCAACCGAUCUGUUCCAGGGCUUCCAGACUUUUGCGUCCAGGUUCCAGCCGUACCUGCGCUAUUGCAUGGAGGAGGAGAGCUGUAUGGAGUACAUGCGCACUCAGCUGAGAGACAACGAGCUCUUCAAGAUCUACAUCACAUGGGCUGAAGGGAACAAGCAGUGCAAUCGGUUGAAGCUGGCCGACAUGCUGGCGAAGCCACACCAGAGACUCACCAAAUACCCCCUGCUGCUCAAAACCAUUCUGAAGAAAACAGAUGAACCUGCAGCAAAGGACUCUCUCCUGAGCAUGGUGGCGAGUGUCGAGAGCUUCAUCAACAGUGUGGACUCGCAGAUGCUGCAGAGGCAGGAACAGCAGAAACUGGCGUCCAUUUCAGCUCGAGUAGAGAGCUACGAGGCGGUGGAGGGCGGCAGUGAAGAAGUGGAGAGGCUCCUGAAAGAGUUUAACCACAUUGACCUGACCGCGCCGAUGAUCGACGUCUCUUCAGAAGAGACCAGACAGCUCCACCUAGAGGGAGCGCUGCGUAUGAAAGAAGGCAAAGACAGCAGGAUGGAAGUCUAUUGCUUCUUAUUCACCGACCUCCUGCUCAUCACGAAGCCUGUGAAGCGUUUAGAGAAGGUGAAAGUGAUCCGGCAGCCCCUCCUUCUUCAUAAUGUCGUGUGCAAGGAGCUCAAAGACCCAGGUUCUUUUGUUCUCAUCUACCUCAAUGAGUUCAAAAGUGCUGUAGCUGCUUACUCAUUCCAGGCCAACAGCGCCUCCCAGGGGCGAAGCUGGAUUGAUACAAUCAGCACUGUGAAGACCCAACUGCAGCGUCUGCGUUUCGAGGAGACUCGACGGCACCAGGCUGGACAAAAACCAAGGCUAGAGAAAGAAGAGGAGGAGGAUGGAGGUGAGCAGAGCAGUAACUCCACUGCCAGCUCUCCACGGCUUGGAAAUAAAGGACAACUCAGCACAGGGAACUCGGACGGCUCCACAGAGACCCUGUCCGUGAUGGAAACGGAGGAUUCAGGAGCGUGCUCGGAUAUGCAAACCGAUUCCGACACCAUACCAUCCUCCCUCCCCAGCAGCGCUGAGCUGCAGCCUUCCCAACAUGCCCCAGAGGGCUCAGAACUUGACCCGGAGUAUCGCAGUCAGUCCAUGGACAGUGCCUAUGGCACACUUUCCCCUGAGUUACUGGCGGAUCUGCAAAGUCAGACACCCACCAGCGAGCAGGAGAGCACAGAGGAGGAGGCCGAGGGAGACGGUAGAGAGGUAGCAGCAGAGGAUGCGGAGAAAGAGGAAGAAGAGGAAGAGUCUGAUGACAGGAGCUCAUCAGGCUCUCGAGUCUCGGUAGCAUCUCAUCUGAAACCCAGGCGGCGUCCACCGGUGCAGUCUCGCAUGCACGCUCUGCAGAAGCUGGGAAAUAAGUGUCAUUCAGAGGACAAUCUGCUGCAGCGGGUCAAUGGACAGGACGCUCUGGGCACAGACAAAGACAUUUCACAGUGUUCAGGUGCCCCUUACCAGCUGGGUCUGGAGUGGGCAGAAGGGCUGGCCUACAGCAAGAGCCUGACCGAUCUGAACCUAGAGAACAUCGAAACGUCUCACCAGAGAGAAACGGAGAGAUCACAGAGUGAGCGACUGGCGCACAGCUUGCCGGCCUAUGUGUUGAGGAACACACUGAGGCGCCGCAACUACAAAAAGGACAGCAAGAAAGGCAUAAUGGACUGUAGUGGCUCGGAUGGAGAAAUUGCACCUCAGGAGGGGAAAUGUGGAGUUUCAGUGGAUGACAUGGGCAGUGGGAAGACAUCACGGCAGCACAAGAAGCUCACGCUGAAACAGCUAUACAGAAUACGCACCACACUGGUGCUGAACUCCACACUUACAGCCUCGGAAGUGUAGAAAUGGCCAUUUCACCACCACUCUGCCAGCAGCACCGCUUUCAGCCUGACCGGACUGACUUGCUUGCCACAUGAGUGCACUCUAACCAAUAAGCAGAACUCAUGAGCUGGUUUUUUUUUUUUUUGCACUUUUGUAAUAAUACAAGUAGCUUUAAUAACGGGGGAGCUAAGCUUUAGGAGGAAAAGAUCUUCAAUAUGGGAAAAGUUCCAGCCUUGGUCUGGUUCAUUUGUGCACUUGGACCCGAUCAGAAGGGGAGGAAAGGACGGAGGAGUCGAAGGGUCCGAUUCAAGCCUACAGUUAAAUAAUGGCACCUUGGAUUUAUAGAAAUUUACCUUCACUGUUCACGUGAGGCAUUUCAUGAGUUCAAAGAUACAAAUCUCUCAAUCACAGUACUUUUCUUUUUCAAAGUAUACACAUUAUUCUACAGUGGAGAAUUACUGUACCUCUGAUUUGGAGGCGAGUUUCAUUUCAUGUUUGUGCCCUCAGCUUCGAGUUCAGACUGUCCAGGUGACUUUCUGACAUGGAUAUCUCCGCGCUUAAGAGGCAAUGAGUGUUCCUGCAGCUGCCAUAUGUUAGGAGAAAAGAAAGCCAUACUGAGGUCAAAUGGAGGCUUGUCUCUAUGAGGAAAAAAAACAAAACCAAAAAUUAGGCUGUUUAUUGCACAGUUGAAAAGUUUGAGCAAUCUGUUAACAGUUCAUGUAUUCACUGUAUUUGUGUGUGUGUGUGUGUGUGUGAGACAUUGACUGUGAAUAUGUAAUGCCAUCAAGGGUGUGUGUGUGUAAAUUAUGACCUAAAAUACAUGCUGAAACCAAAAAUAACUCUUUGAUGAUGGGAUGGGAAAUGACUUGAGUAGCCACUGAAUAGGCUACAUAAAACACGAGGACCAGUAUUAACAGUACAGCAGCAGUGAUUGCUGAUCACUUAUCGUGUUAAAAUCAAUACGCGCUCAUUAUCUCUGCCAGUUUACCACUUGAGGGUAGAUCCUUACUCUUGACGUGAACUAGGGUGUAAGAAGAGAGAGUCAGGGUUCCACACACAAGUGACACAAAACUGAAUUUCUUUAUUAAAACUGAACAUCAAAUGAGCUUUGCUUUAAGACUGAAACACAAAAAAAAAAGUGGUCAGGUUUUACGUUUUGAAAUAAUUGAGAGAAGGUCCUCAUCAAGGCUUUACUCUCAAGCUCUGUAACACUGCGAUACUGCCUGCGUACAUUUCCUACUCAUGUUGGAUCACGAUCAAUAUCAUAUGGUUGUUUUAGAAUUAAUGGGGAGUCAUCUGAUCUCAGAUCAGCACUUAUGAGGAUCCACUUUUGGAAUUUUUGAGCUAAUUCAAGACACUGAACAUAUAACAGGAUUUGGGUUUAGACUGAAUUACCAGGUUUCUCCAAACCUCACAUUAACAUUAGUGUUAUUUGUGAAAAAUAGUGAGCAAAUGGCCUACCUGGUUUCUUAAGUGUUUAAAGGUGUGAGAAUUACAUUCUGCCUAAUUUACUAAACCAAAUCCUUAUAAAUGUACCAUUUUUUUUUUUUGUAAAUUUUCCCAAAAUUAAUAUUGUGCAUUAAUUGUUUACUACUUAGUUGUUUUUUUUUGUUCGUAAUAUUUAUUAAGCUUGCUUUGUUUUUAUAUAUGAAAUAUGGUUUGUAAAUGUAUUGUUUUUCAUUACUUUUUUCAGGUUUAAUUUGUUAAAUUGUCAUUUGUUUAAUUAAGAGGUUAAUCUGCUGAGAACCAAAAUAACCUUGUUCCUAGUGUUGGGGAAAACGUUCCUGUGUGAAAUAAAACUGCAUCUGAUCUGCUUUUCA